UCGGAGUCUCAGUUUCACGACUGGAACUUGGGACCCACUGCUGCCCUCAGCUCCUAGUUCGGGGCAAGAGUGAGUGCUGGAGGCAGAUCCUGGGCGCGAGAGGGCUGCAAUCGGCGGGCUGAGCAUGAACCUGGAGGGUGGUGGCAGCCGUGGUGGAGAGUUCGGCAUGAGCUCUGUGAGCUGCGGCAACGGGAAGCUCCGCCAGUGGCUGAUCGACCAGAUCGACAGCGGCAAGUACCCAGGGCUGGUGUGGGAGAACGAGGAGAAGAGCAUCUUCCGAAUCCCCUGGAAGCACGCGGGCAAGCAGGACUACAACCGCGAGGAGGACGCUGCCCUCUUCAAGGCUUGGGCACUAUUUAAAGGGAAAUUCAGAGAAGGCAUUGAUAAGCCAGAUCCUCCUACCUGGAAGACACGUUUGCGAUGUGCUUUGAACAAGAGCAAUGAUUUUGAGGAGCUGGUUGAGAGAAGCCAGCUAGACAUCUCAGACCCCUACAAAGUGUACAGGAUUGUUCCUGAGGGAGCAAAAAAAGGAGCAAAGCAGCUCACCCUAGAGGACCCGCAGAUGACCAUGAGCCACCCCUACACCAUGACGACGACUUACACCUCACUCCCAGCUCAGCAGGUUCAUAACUACAUGAUGCCACCCCACGACCGAACCUGGAGGGAGUAUGUCCCUGACCAACCCCACCCCGAAAUCCCCUAUCAAUGUCCUGUGACGUUUGGACCCCGGAGCCACCACUGGCAAGGCCCAGCUUGUGAAAAUGGUUGCCAGGUGACAGGAACCUUUUAUGCUUGUGCCCCACCUGAGUCCCAGGCCUCUGGAAUCCCCAUAGAGCCAAGCAUAAGGUCUGCCGAAGCCUUGGCCCUCUCAGACUGCCGCCUACACAUCUGCUUGUAUUACCGGGAAAUCCUAGUGAAAGAGUUGACCACAGCCAGCCCUGAAGGUUGUCGGAUCUCCCAUGGACACACCUAUGAUGCCAGUAACCUGGACCAGGUCCUCUUCCCCUACCCAGAGGACAAUGGUCAGAGGAAAAACAUCGAGAAACUGCUGAGCCACCUAGAAAGGGGUGUGGUCCUCUGGAUGGCCCCCGAUGGGCUUUAUGCCAAAAGACUGUGCCAGAGUAGGAUCUACUGGGAUGGACCCUUGGCACUGUGCAGUGACCGGCCCAACAAACUGGAGAGAGACCAGACCUGCAAGCUAUUUGACACACAGCAGUUUUUAUCAGAGUUGCAAGCCUUUGCUCACCAUGGUCGACCCCUGCCAAGAUUCCAGGUAACGCUAUGCUUUGGGGAGGAGUUUCCAGAUCCCCAGAGGCAAAGGAAACUCAUCACUGCUCAUGUUGAACCUCUACUAGCCAGACAACUAUAUUAUUUUGCUCAGCAAAACAGUGGACAUUUCCUAAGGAGCUAUGAUUUGCCUGAACACAUUAGCAGUCCGGAGGAUUAUCACAGAUCUAUUCGCCACUCUUCUAUUCAAGAAUGAAAAUGUCAAGUGAUUUUGUUUCAUUGUAAAUAUCUGACUAUUAACAACAACAGCGAUUGAACCUCCCUCUUUUUAUUUUGAUAAACUUGGGAAUUGGAGCUUCAGUUCAACACUUGAGGAGAAUCUCAGCAAGAAUGUGUAUAGAAAAUCAGCUCCAUCUAAUGCACAGAUGAGUUUUUUCCAAAAGGAAGAACAGUCUUUAGGGUCUUCUGUAGAUUGUUAUCAUUGAUGAUAACUGUGAAAUUUAACCAAAGGUUGUGUUUACAUUUGCUUAAAUGCUAUUUUUUAUUUGAUAUGGAUAAUUUCUUGCUUGAAGACUGAGAAAACUUGUAUUUCAGUAUUGACCACUAACUAGAGUUAUGAAAACGGUUAAGUGUUGUACUGUUUCUCAGGGAAGUAAAAUCUCCAUUUGAGGCUACUCUGCCCACAAAAGAAAUGGAUUAAAACAUGUAGGAGAUGUUGUUGUUGUCGUUGUAAAAAAUGCUUGCUUAUAGAAGGAAAUAAAAUCUUCUAAUUGAGGUUGGGCCACAGUGCUUCCAGCUUUGGGGUGGCUCAUCUCACCUCCUUGCCUGGAUCUCAUGCUAGGGUAGGCUCCUAAGCCCUGCCUUUCACUGCCCUGUUUGCUUCUCUUCUUGGGGUGCUCUUGGAAGCCAUUUAGUAGACUUUUGUUGCUAUUUUCCUGAGCCAAAAAGCAUUAGGGCUACCCAUGAGUUGUACUUUUUCUUCAAUCUGGGUAAAAUUGCUACAAUACAUUAUGUGAGUUUUAGAGCUAUAGGUGUACAAUGUUGUAAUAUGACAUCUGUAUGCACUACAAAGUGAAUGAUUACCCCCAAAAGUCUAAUUACCAUCUUUCAUCAUGCUAUUGAACUGCAUCAUCAAUUUUACUUGCUUCCAACCCCUUUCCUUUCUGGUAUCCACCAGUCUGUUCUCUGUGCCUAGAAGUUUGUUUCGUUUGCUUUUGUUUGUUUGUUUUGUUUUCAGAUUUCACAUAUGAAUGAAAUGAUAUGGUAUAUGUUGUUCUCUAUCUGACUAAUUUCACUUAGCAUGAUAUCCUCAGGGUUCAUCCAUGUUAUCAUCAAUAGUAUGAUUUCAUCUUUUUUAUGGCAAAUAUUUCCUUGUAUAUAUGCAACACUUUCUUUAUCCAUUUAUUUCCUGAUGAAUACUUAGGUUGUUUCCAUUUCCUGACAGUUGUAAAUAAUGCUGCAGUGAACAUAGGGAGCAUGUAUCUUUUCAAAUUAGUGUUUUCAUAUUCUUCAGAUAAAUAUGUAGAAGUGGAAUUGCUGAGUUAUGUGGCAGUUCUACUCUUAAUUUUAUGAGGACUCUUCAUACUGUUUUCCAUAGUGGCUGUACCAAUUUAUAGUCCCAAGAAAAAAGGGUACAUGGGUUCCCUUUUCUCCACAUCCUUGUCAACACUUUAUAUUUCUUGUCUUUUUGAUAAUAGCCAUUCUAACAGUGUGAGGUAGUGUCUCAUUGUGGUUUAACUUGCAUUUCUCUAAUAAUUGGUGAUGAACAUCUUUUCUUGUGCCCGUAGGUCAUCUGUAUAUCUUCUUUGGAAAAAUGGCUAUUCAGAUUCUCUACCCAUUUUUUAAGUGAGGUUGCUCAUUUUUGCGUUGUUGAGUUGUAUGGGUUCUUUGGCUAUUAACCCGUUGUCAGAUGUAUGAUUUGCAAAUAUCUUCUCUCAUUUAGUAAGUUGCCUUUUCAUUUUGAUGGUGCUUUCCUUCACUGUGCAGAAGCUUUUUAGUUUGAUGUAGUCCCAUUUGUUUAUUUUUGCUUUUGUUUCCCUUGCCUUUAGAGCCAGAUCCACUUGAGUACUACAUUUUUAUCUGUCCAACGAUCUAGUAAUAAUUGAUUAAGACUUUCUCAAUCCUUUUUGUCUUAUUUUAUAGGAAUUUUUGCUUAAACUUCUUUUCCUAUAAAAGAAAAAAAGACAGAUCAACAAUCCAAGUACAAAACAUGUAUUUUUGAACCUCAGCGACAUUUCCCCUCUUAUCCUGUUUGUUUUGUUUGGCUAUCAGUGAGUUAUCCAUGACAACACUAAAAAGAAGGAGCCAGUGCUUUUUGAAUUGGUGAACUCUGUUAGGAAAGAUGAUGACAGGAUUUCACAAAUUGCAUAACUGCAGACUCAGUGGGCUGUUUUUGCUUAUUUUGUAUAUUAUAUGCUUCCUCAUGCAAAUAAUGGUUUGACAGGGCCUUAAUAUUACUGGGCUUUUCCCAAAUACAUCUCUUUAUAGAAUCAUUAAGAUCUCAACUUGCUUAAGUAAACCUGAUCAUUUAUUUGUUAUUUGUUUUUGGAUAUAGAUGUUUAAACUGUGAUGUUAGUAACUGAUAUUUUUGUCAUACUACAAAAUAAUUGCUAUUACUUUCGGGAUCAGCAGAAGACUCAAUAGUUCUCCAAUAUAUGCCACUCUUAUUCUAAUCUAUAUUUUUAGUUUGUUCAGCAAACUGUAUUUAUCCCUGAAUUAGAAAGAUUAUAACAUUUAUCCAUUUUGGUGAGCAAUGAGGCAUUGGCAAAUCACAUCAUUUUCUUCAUUUUUAAAAGAAGUUUUUAAUGAUAAAAUAAUUCAUAGUAACUACAGAAAACGUAAACAGUAUAGAAGAGCUAAUCCGCCCUAGAAGUAUCCAAAGGAAGAGUUUCACUUACUCUUCUUUUGUGUUCCAACACGUUUCACUUUUCUACCAAUCUAUAUAAACUUAAAAAAUGUCAUGGAACCCUCUUAUACCCACUCUUGUGCAGUGUUCUUUUAACCUGACAAUACAAACUUACCUCAUUCUUUUUAGAGGCAUUGUUGUAGAAUUCCACCUCAAUGUAAUCAGUACAGUUUAAGCCUUUAAGGUACUUUAUCAGCUAGUCAGAACAGCUACAUUUGGACAGCAGAUUAUUUCUCAUGAACUGCAGUAAUGUAUACAUCUUAUAGAUGCAAAGUAUUAUGGGGUAUAUUACCCUAAGGGGUAGAUGAAGACACAAAAGGAACCACUGUGACACAGGCCCUGGUGUGUGGCCCUUCACUGCAGAGCAUUUAACCUGAAGCUCUGCAGGGUCUGUCCCAGGGGUGCAUCUUCUUAAUUCUCCAAGUAGAUGCUUGAUUUCCAUUGCUGUUUGAAUCCUUUUCCUCUUCUUUUUCUCUAUUCCUCUGUCUCUCUGCCUCUCUGUCUCUCUUUCUAUGUCUCUCUUUCUCAAGAUUAAUCUGCUUUAAAAUGGGAGUUACAUUUUCUGGAAAAUGUCGUUGGCUUGGACCAUUCCACAUCUUUCUCAGUAUUACACUCAAUUAUGUUAACUUUUUUAAUUUUGAGGGAUCCAGAGUAUGUCUAGUGAAUGAAACAAUUAUAAAAUAUUCAGGGUGAAGAAUCCCAGUCGUUGUCUCAGGCCUUUGGAAAGGAAUGGCUACUUUAUUCCUUGACUUGAUAAAAUGAGAUUAGCAGACUAGAAUAAACUAGUUUGUUCUCAAUGAAAAAUGCUGUAAAAGAAUUUAGGUACUUGUUAUGCCAAAAAGCUUUGGAUCCAGGGAAAAAUAAUUUUCUCAAAGGUGCAUUUUCUUGGCAUAUUUCUUGUUCUUGAAGUUUAGUAAAACUGUGGGCAGUAAUUGUUGCAUUCUGGAACACUAGAGAGCCAGGGUGACCAGCUCAUUGUAAACCCAAACCUGGGAGUCCCCUCCAUUCCUGGACAAAACAGGACAGUUAGUCACCAUAUAGAGAACCCAGCAAGACUAUCGUGUGUGAGCUAGGAAGAGACUGCUCCAUUGAGAGAGAAAAUUUACAGUCUGACAGUGGAAUAAGGGGCACAACAGUGUGGUUAUUACCUAAGCACAGGUGUGCCCAGGUUUGUGUUUAGAAGGUAUGCAUUGGGCUAAGGUGUGAACAAGAUCUUCUUUACCUAUCACUGCAUGGAACUCCCCAGAGUAGGAAUGGCUCUGGAAGUCUUGGUGCAGGGUUUUUUAGGGGCUUCUGUCUGAGAAGCUGAGCAGUAGACAGAUAGGCAUCUUGAGACAAGGCUUACUCCUGCACCAGUAAAGGUCAAAAAUUAUUUUGGGGUUUACUAGUUAUUUUUAGUACACAUCCACACACAGUUCAAAUCCCUUUUCAUUCCCCUUAGAUCACACUUAUCCCCUUUCUCCACAGGUGAACGUUUUUCUGAAAGCUGUGAGCUACUUUAAGGACUGUAUUUUUAUCAUAUGUCUCCCUAAAUAGUUUGUAGCUCACAGAUGCAGCAUUUGAAUAGACACAUAAAUGUUCCUUUGGGGCUGUCCUACCAUCUCUAUUGUUCUGCAGCUCACUUUUUUUCACACUCCUGUCUUUGAAAUUGAUCUAUACUCAUUUAUGUGUAUCUCAUUCAUCCCUUGUUAACUGUUGUUAAAUAGUUUUUCCAUGAUGAAUGCAGUGAAGGUCAAUUUUCAUGGCAUUUAUUUCCAUUGCUUUAAGGAAAGCAUGUAUAUGAGGUACAGCUGAAGUGCAGGAAAACAGAGAGGAGAUGUGGAAGAAAUAAGAAAAGGCCAAGAGUCCAAUCCUCCUCCAACAGGAACUCAUAUUUUGCUUUAGACUCUUUGGGGUGGAAGAGAUCCCAAAGGUAACAGAGCUCACUAUCUUGCACUCCUGCUUUAUGGAUGGGUAGGACCAAGCAGCUCCUCUGAUUCAAUCCAGUGCUGUGUUGGUUCUGUCUUGUUGCCAAGCCUCCUGGGCAAGGAUGUCUUGAGCACUGUGGUGAUCAUUCCUUGGACAAUAGUUGUACAUAACCAUGUCACAAAUGUUGUUGUAAAUUGCUUUUUAACUCAGAUUGAUAUUUGUGAUGAUGUAUUUUAGGUAGUUGAAAAAUAAAAACUUUUUUAAAAAAGUAA
Messenger RNA from Artibeus jamaicensis (Jamaican fruit-eating bat), 6312 nucleotides. It is a transcript of the gene IRF4, whose product is annotated as interferon regulatory factor 4. Gene Ontology annotation, biological process: regulation of transcription by RNA polymerase II; immune system process. Gene Ontology annotation, molecular function: RNA polymerase II cis-regulatory region sequence-specific DNA binding; DNA-binding transcription factor activity, RNA polymerase II-specific; protein binding. Gene Ontology annotation, cellular component: nucleus. The record is from RefSeq and is a predicted model, not a curated record. The transcript has 9 exons. Bases 125 to 1483 code for a protein of 452 amino acids. NCBI's taxonomy places the organism in Eukaryota, Metazoa, Chordata, Mammalia, Chiroptera, Phyllostomidae.